Molecule: messenger RNA, 2325 nt
Organism: Molossus molossus (Pallas's mastiff bat)
Lineage: Eukaryota; Metazoa; Chordata; Mammalia; Chiroptera; Molossidae
Gene: NXF1
Product: nuclear RNA export factor 1
Exons: 21
Coding region: 142-1995 (617 amino acids)
Biological process (GO): poly(A)+ mRNA export from nucleus
Cellular component (GO): cytoplasm; nucleus
Molecular function (GO): protein binding; RNA binding
Source: RefSeq, a predicted model, not a curated record
ACGUCGACGGCGCGCCGCGCGCUUGGCCGCAUAAAUGCGGUGGCGCCGGGUGUAGGGGCACUUCGACCUGGAGAACCUGGGCAUUCUGACGUCUGUGGCGUUGUGGCCCGCGCCUGAGCCCGUCCUGCUUCUCGCUGUGCCAUGGCGGACGGGGGAAAGUCAUACAACGAGCAUGAUGAUCGUGUUAGUUUCCCUCAAAGAAGAAAGAAAGGCCGGGGUCCUUUCCGGUGGAAGUGUGGUGAGGGGAACCGUAGGUCUGGAAGAGGAGGUACUGGUAUUCGGUCUUCCCGCUUUGAGGAAGAUGACAGAGAUGUGGCAAUGAGUGAUGCCCAGGAUGUUCCCCGAGUACGAUACAACCCCUAUGCUGCACGACCCAACCGUCGUGAUAAUUGUCAUGAUCGAGACCGCAUUCAUGUUACUGUGCAGAGAGACAGAAUUCCUCCACAAAGAGGGGCUGCUGGCACCAGCCAGGAUGGGACCUCAAAGAACUGGUUUAAGAUUACAAUUCCUUAUGGCAGGAAAUAUGACAAGUCAUGGCUCCUGAGUAUGAUUCAGAGCAAAUGCAGUGUCCCUUUCACCCCCAUUGAGUUUCACUAUGAAAACAUGCGGGCCCAGUUUUUUGUUGAGGAUGCCAGUACCGCCUCUGCAUUGAAGGCUGUCAACUAUAAGAUUUUGGAUCAGGAGAACCGUAGGAUACCUAUCAUCAUCAACCCCUCUCUUCCACCCUUUACUGUACAGAAUGAGCUGAAGCCAGAACACAUAGAGCAGCUAAAGUUAAUCAUGAGCAAACGAUACGAUGGCUCCCAAAAAGCGCUUGACCUCAAGGGCCUUCGUUUAGACCCAGAUUUGGUGGCCGAGAACAUUGAUGUUGUCCUGCAUCGUAGAAGCUGUAUGGCAGCUACCCUGCAAAUCAUUGAGGAGAACAUCCCUGAGCUGUUGUCUUUGAACUUGAGUAGCAACAGGCUAUAUAGGCUGGAUGACAUGUCUAGCAUUGUGCAGAAAGCACCCAACCUAAAGAUCCUAAACCUCUCCGGAAAUGAGUUGAAAUCUGAGCGGGAAUUGGACAAGGUGAAAGGGCUGAAGCUAGAAGAGCUGUGGCUCGAAGGAAACGCUCUUUGUGACACCUUCCGAGACCAGUCCACCUACAUCAGCGCCAUUCGUGAACGAUUUCCCAAGUUACUACGCUUGGACGGCCAUGAGUUACCCCCGCCAAUUGCCUUUGAUGUUGAAGCCCCCACAAUGUUACCACCCUGCAAGGGAAGUUAUUUUGGAACAGAGGCCCUGAAGAAUCUGGUCCUGCACUUCUUGCAGCAGUACUAUGCAAUCUAUGACUCUGGAAACCGGCAGCGGCUCCUGGAUGCCUACCAUGAUGGAGCCUGCUGCUCCCUGAGCAUCCCUUUCACACCCCAGAACCCUGCCCGAAGCAACUUGGGUGAAUACUUCAAGGAUAGCAGGAAUGUGAAGAAACUUAAAGACCCAACCCUGCGGUUCCGGCUGCUGAAGCACACACGGCUCAAUGUUGUCGCCUUCCUCAAUGAGUUGCCCAAGACCCUACACGACAUCAAUUCCUUCGUGGUUGACAUAAGCGCCCAAACGAAUACGUUGCUGUGUUUUUCUGUCAAUGGAGUCUUCAAGGAAGUGGAUGGAAAGGCCCGGGACUCUCUGCGAGCCUUCACACGGACGCUUGUUGCUGUUCCAGCCAGCAAUUCGGGGCUGUGCAUCGUAAAUGAUGAACUGUUUGUGCGGAAUGCCAGCCCUGACGAGAUCCAACGAGCUUUUGCCAUGCCUGCUCCCACGCCCUCCUCCAGCCCAGUGCCCACCCUUUCCCCAGAGCAGCAGGAAAUGCUGCAGACAUUUUCUACGCAGUCUGGCAUGAACCUCGAGUGGUCCCAGAAGUGCCUUCAGGACAACAACUGGGACUACACCAGAUCCGCCCAGGCCUUUACUCACCUCAAGGCCAAGGGUGAAAUCCCAGAAGUGGCGUUCAUAAAGUGAUCCCUAGUCGUCAUGUCCCAGAAGAAGCCCCUGUAAAUAGUCCUUGGAUAUUGAUGUCUCCUUGCCAUGGUAGUCGUCUCUUCCUCUCCGGCCUGGCCUGAGGCCACCCUGUGACUGUGACCGAGGAGGGUGGGCCUCUGGAUCCCUCUCCUCACCUGCCUUCAGGAAAACUCUGCAAGACUUUCAGAAGUUUGAGCCUCACUGGUGCCCAGAAGCCAAAGGUUACUUUGUAGAACUGACACUAAACUACCCGAAGGACUGAGGUGCUUUGUGUACUUAACCCCAGAAUCAGCCCUCCCUGUACUUUUUAAGAUAAAGAGUGAUAUUGUA